Messenger RNA from Musa acuminata subsp. malaccensis (wild Malaysian banana), 1512 nucleotides. RefSeq lists its product as uncharacterized. Gene Ontology annotation, biological process: endoplasmic reticulum tubular network organization. NCBI's taxonomy places the organism in Eukaryota, Viridiplantae, Streptophyta, Magnoliopsida, Zingiberales, Musaceae. The record is from RefSeq and is a predicted model, not a curated record. Gene Ontology annotation, cellular component: endoplasmic reticulum tubular network.
GGGAGACGGUGGUAAGGGUUCCUCCUCCCUUCUCCUCCAAAGAUGAAUCGAUCUUGAGCCCCCUUUCCAUCUGAUCGGUAUAUGUUUCUCCAAUUCGAUCCGAUCCCCGUCCUUUUGGUUUCCCUUCAGGAAUGGAGGAAGACGGCGCUCCGGCUGACGUCGAUGAUCCUGCAAAGUCGUCCGACAGAUGCAGCGAGGCGGCGGCGGCGCUGAGGAAGAAGCGGCGCCGAGGGGUCGUCGCCCGGCUGUGGAGACGGAUCUUUGGGGACGACGACGACGACUUCCAGAAAAGGUUGGAGCACCUCUCCAAGGAGGAGGCGUUGGUCCUCGCGAGGUUGAAGAGAAGGGCUCACUCGUCCCGGAAGACGGCCAGGAGUAUCGUACUCCUCUCCGUGAUUCUCGAGGUGGUAGCCGUGAGUUAUGCUGUAGUCACUACAAGAUCAGAGGAUUUGGAUUGGAAGAUGAGGGCUAUUCGAGUGUUGCCCGUGUUUGUAUUACCUGGCUUGUCAACUGUUAUUUACUCAGCACUUGUAAGCUUCACAAGAAUACUUGAUUAUAAGGACCAUAAAACCCUUGAAAGACUUCGUGCCGAGAGGCAAGCAAAAAUUGAUGAGCUCAAGGAGAAAACAAAUUAUUACACCACACAACAACUCAUUCAGAGGUAUGAUCUUGAUCCUGCUGCAAAGGCGGCAGCUGCAAGUGUUCUGGCAUCCAAGCUUGGGGCAGAUUCUGGCUUGAGAUUCCAUGUGGGAGACGAAUCCAAUGUAAGUGCAUCAGGCAAAAGUUAUGAUGCUGAGCUGGUCCAGUCUGCUGGGCUGCGCAACAGGAAACCAUCACAAGCACUAUGUCAUAGCACCGGGAGCAGCACGACAUCUGAGUUCAUCGAUGAAACACUUAAUGAAUAUAUUGCUGAUACCCAAGAAAUUGGUUCUCCUAAUCAGAGAGUUGUUGAACGCCUCGAGGGAUCGGCCCUUGGUGAUAGGGGUUGGCUUGCUCGUGUAGCAGCGCUGCUCGUUGGGGAGGAUCCAACUCAGUGCUAUGCGCUGAUAUGUGCCCACUGCCACAUGCAUAAUGGACUAGCUAAGGAGGAGGAUUUCUCAUACAUAACAUAUUACUGCCCCCACUGCCAUGGAUUGAAUGGGUCAAGGCGUUCAGAGGAGCAUGAAAUGGGAUUGAGUUCUGGCAAGGACACACCUACCUCUUCACUAGAAGGUGAUAAUAAGAGAACUGUUGCGAGCAGUUUAGCCGCUGUAGAAGAGAUUCCUGGAAGAACUGAUGAGAACGAGCUUGAUUCUACUACCAGUUCAGGUUUCGAUACAAGAGAUUCCUGCAGGGACUGAUGAGAACGAUGAGCAUGUCGGUUGAAGUUUGUGUUUUUCUCGAGAGGAUGUUUGUGCCAAUUUUGGUAUCGGUCAGUUUGGUUUGUUUUGCAACAGCACACGUGAUUUCAACUAUUAGAGGAUUCUUGUAAUGUAAUACAAAUUUGUUAGUGCCCAUUUGAUGAGAUCAAAA